CACACAUUCGUGCCGCAACUCCAUCCAGCACCGCACAUUCCUUCAUUUUUGAAAAAAAAAAAAAGAUAAAUAAGACAAUAAAGGAUUUUUAUUAUAAGGGAAAAAAAGGAAAGAGAGAGGAAAGUGGGAACGCAACACGGGGCAAGCAAUGCCAUCUUUUGAUCAUGCCUCAUUGCGCGUAAGAGCGAAGCAGGAUGAAUUUGAUCUGCCCCGGGCUCUUGGUGUACUUCUUCCACUUAGGAUUGUACCAGGUGACGCUCCGGUGCUUGAUCGCCCCGGUCCUCUCGCACCCGCAGCCGUGCCGCGUGCUCGCCCAGGUCGGUCACACCGUGCGCCUCGGCGUGCUCCUGCCCUCGCGGCGGCCCGUGCGCGUUCGAGCCGCGCUGGACCGCGCGCUCAGCGACAUGGCCGAGAGCGGAACCCGCCUCCUGCCCUACAACCUGAGCAUGGACGUGGUAGCGCGCGAGCCGGCCGACGGUGACCCCGAGUCGCUCUUCCGGUGCGUGUGCCAGUCCAUAGUGGUGCAGGGGGUCUCCGCGGUGCUCGCGUUCCCCCAGAGCCAGGACGAACUCGUGCAGGUGGAAUUUAUGUCGUCGUUUCUGGAGAUUCCCUUCGUGAGCAUCCUGGAGCACGGAGAGCCUCUAAGAACCGAGAACCGAUUUCACUUGCAGAUGAUGACUCGGAUCCCUGUAUCAGACCUGGCGGAGCUGCUGUUGACGGUGCUGCAGCGGAGUGGCUGGCAUGAGGGCAUGGCUUUACUCUGCCAGGGCUGGGAAGAAGCUGGCCUUCUCGACCUUCUGAAGCUGCAUGGUGACGAGGCGAAGGGCACCUCACGUUGGUACCUCCGCGCCACCCUCAACCUUUCUGAUAAUUCUUUAGACCAAAAAAGCAUAUCAGAUUUUCUGGAGCAGCACUUCAGCCAGGACCAACAUCCUCCAUCGUCGGUGCUGCUUCUUGGGUCCGAUCCACAAUGCGCCUCUGCCGUGCUGCGCAGUGCUCAUGACCUCGGGCUUACGUUACCUACCAUGCACUGGAUUAUGGGAUAUCCAUUAAGCCCCGAUGCCUUGCAGUCCAUCGGCUUACCCCUGGGGCUGCUGGCCUACGGAGAGGUCGACCUCAAACCUCUGGACUUUUACAUUCGCGACAGUUUACAGCUGGUCAGUCGAGCAGUCGCUGCUGCUACGCUCGUGCGGCCAGAUCUUGCGCUCAUCCAAAAUAUGGUGAAUUGUUUUGAUAAACCCAAUAAGCAUGAACUGCCUUCAUCUGGACAGUACAUUUCCAGGUUUCUCUCGAACACAACCUUCAUGGGGUUGACUGGAGCAGUCAGCGUGCAACGCAACAUUUCACGCGUUCUUACAUCUCAGCGCGUGCACAUCUGGAGGCUUCGGCGCGAUGCCGUGGGCCAGCCCACCUGGGUGACGGUGGGCAGCUGGGAGGGCACCCACUUGGAUGUAGAGGAGCGAGGUCUGUGGCAGAGCUCAACCCCACGCCAACGCACCGAGGCACAAAAAGGUCAUGAGCGCAGUCGCUGGAGGCCCGGAUUCCCCGUUUCUGGGAGUCGCGUCCGCGUAGUCACCCUUGUCGAGCAUCCGUUUGUGUUCACGAGGGAGGUGGACGAGGAUGGUAACUGCCCCGCAGGACAGUACUGCCUGGAUGCAGGGAGCAACAGUUCAGACACACUGGAUCGUGUUUUUGCCAUGCGAGCACAAGGGAAUAACACGUUUAUUCCAGCGGAUUACAGCAAGUGCUGCUAUGGUUACUGCAUCGACCUGCUGGAAAAGCUGGCUGAGGACAUGAACUUUGAAUUUGACCUUUACAUUGUGGGAGACGGGAAAUACGGGGCAUGGAAAGGUGGCCGUUGGACAGGACUGGUCGGAGACCUGCUAAACGGCGUGGCUGAUAUGGCCGUCACCAGCUUCAGCAUCAACUCGGCACGCAGCAAAGUCAUGGACUUCACCAGCCCUUUCUUCUCCACCAGCUUAGGCAUCCUGGUGCGCAGCAAGGACACGGCAGCACCCAUCGGAGCUUUCAUGUGGCCACUGCACUGGUCCAUGUGGGUGGGCAUCUUUGUAGCACUGCACAUGACGGCACUCUUCCUCACCCUUUAUGAGUGGAAAAGCCCGUUUGGCAUGACUCCACACGGGCGUAACCGCGUUAAGGUGUUCUCCUACUCCUCAGCCCUUAACCUGUGCUACGCCAUUCUGUUUGGUCGUACGGUAUCGAGUAAGACGCCCAAGUGCUGGACAGGACGAUUCCUCAUGAACCUGUGGGCCAUCUUUUGCUUGUUAGUUUUGUCCAGUUACACAGCCAACCUUGCUGCAGUUAUGGUUGGGGAAAAGACCUUUGAAGAGCUUUCAGGCAUUCAUGAUGCCAAACUCCAUCACCCCUCCCAAGGGUUCCGCUUUGGCACGGUACGUGAAAGCAGUGCCGAGGACUACAUGAAGAAAAGCUUCCCUGAAAUGCACGAAUAUAUGAGGAGGUUCAACGAGCCCACCACGCCAGAUGGUGUUGCUACUCUCAAGACAGAUCCCCCUAAGCUGGACGCUUUCAUCAUGGACAAAGCUCUGCUGGACUUCGAGGUAUCCAUCGAUGCUGAAUGUAAACUGUUGACGGUCGGUAAACCCUUCGCUAUCGAAGGUUACGGAAUCGGACUCGCCCAGAACUCGCCUCUCACAUCCAACAUUUCAGAGUUCAUCAGCCGAUACAAAUCGGACGGCUACAUGGACAUGCUGCACGACAAGUGGUACAAAGUGGUUCCCUGCGGAAAGAGAGUCUUCGCCAUGACAGAGACGCUGCAGAUGGGCAUCCGUCAUUUCUCAGGGCUGUUUGUGUUGCUGUGUGUGGGUGUGACCGGGGCCUUACUCACUCUCGCAGGUGAACACGCCUUCUACCGACUGGUUCUGCCUCACAUCCGCCGCCGGCAAAAAUUCAAAUACUGGCUCCAUACCAGCCAGAAAAUUCACCGAGCGUUGAACAUGACUUACGAGGACGUGAAGCGUCAGAGAGCCAACACAGAGAAAAGCUGUAAUAUUCAGAAAUCCCAGCCGGCACAACCUCCAGCACCUCCGCCACCCGGAACCUUCGCCAAGUGGAAUAACGAGAGCAGCCGAGCCGCCAAAGAGCUCAAGGACAACAAGAGGGUUCACUUCAACCUAGAGACGCUGAACACGCGCCGCCUCCUCGCCCGCGUCGUCGCAGAAGGUGGACAGGGUACUUCAGGAUCUGCAUCUGGAGACGGUUCUGGUCCUGGACCUGCGCCCAGUGCAAGUCGUGUCUCGAGAGUGUGUGAAAACGGUGGGCCGGUCCCUUUACAGCCACUCCCGUCCUCUCCGCCUCCUUUGACGGAGCCUCCGAAGGAUGGAGAGCUGGAGGAGCUGCAGGUGAAGAUCGAAGAGAUCCGUGGUCAGCUGAGGGAUGCUCUUGCGCGUCGGGCCCAACUCCAAACAGCUCUCGCCAAAGAACGCGCUGCUUCCGUGGUUCCACUGACCCAAGAGGGACCACCUACGGUCACGGCUACGAUUUGCCGCUCCCUGGUCAAAGAUCUGGAAGGAAAAAGGUGAUGCUUUCGCGUUCAAAAGAACGACGCGACAAACAUCCUGUUUUUCAUAUCGAUUCCAAAGGCUUUCACUGAUGCCGAGAAGCUGCUGCGGUUCCUCACGCUAUGGCUUCAUCAGGCUCCAGGACACCGGGACACGGACUCGCCAGUUUUCUACAGUCAUCCAGAUCUGCAGCACCACGUCACGAGGACGCGACAGAGAAACGUAGCCAUGCAGCCGAGGCCUGAAGACGUCCGAAAAGCUCUCCGGAUACGAGGCAGGACACAUCAGCAUGGCUAGAUCAUGUCUCCUCCUGUGGGGAGUGUGUGUUUCUACAUGCUCUGCUCUGCUGAUGUGGUUUUGGGGGGUUUAUGGGAACACCGGCGUGGGAUUUGAAACAAAGGGGGAAAAAAAAAAGAUUCGGUGGGUUUUAAAUGUUCUGUUCGGUUCUGCAGUAUUUGAUCUGAAAUGAUUAUUGUUAAUUGGGCCUGGAUGUUUUUCACUAAUAAACCUAAUUGAAUAAACUGUGAAUGAACGUCUGUUGGAUGGGAUCUCCACAGCAUGCAGUAGGUCAGGUUCUAAUCUUCAGGUGCAGGUGAUGGUCAUGUGACCCAGUAGAUGACACUAAUAUAACGCUAUAAAGGGUUAUACCUGCAAGGGAGAAAAUUAAAUCCCCAAAUCCUGUUUUAGUCCAAGUGAGGCGGUCGUAAGAUUCUCCUUUUUAGCAGAAAUAUUCAUCGUCAAACGUGUUUUUUUAAGGAAAUUCUGGACUCAUGCUCUAGAAAUCAAGUUACUCAAAUGAUAAAUCAUGUGCAUUAUUGAAAGAUGAAUAAUUUCCACUCGUUUAUAUCACUGACCUGAUGGUACAUUCAUGUGAAGGUAUCUGUGUGUUCAAUAAACCCACCUUAUAUAACACACACUGCAUGGACAAAAGUAUUGCGACACCUGAAUUUUACAGCCAUGUGUUUCUUCCCCAAAUUUGGAUGCACACGGACGUCUUUGGAAGCAGCGGCAUGAAAUCUUCCCUUUACUAUAACUAGGAGACCCAAACCUGUUCAGCAUGGCAGUGCAAACCCUGUGCACAAAGCUCCAGCUCCAUGAAGAUCUGCUUUCCACGGGUUGGAGUGGAAGAUCUCCUGCUGAAUGUGAACUCUGACUGCACCCCCAGGCCUCCUCACCUUCAUCGCUACCUGACUUUACUAACACCCUUGUAGCAGAGCACAAAUCUUCCCAGAAGAGUGGAGCUCAUUAGAACCGUAAACGGGACGAAAUUCAGAAUCGGAUUAUUAAAAAGACAGAGCUGAGGUGUCCACAAACUUUUGGCUGUACAGCAUCUUCACAUCAUUCUACUAUUACAGGGUUUCUGUCGUUUAUUCAUAACCCGCAGCUCAGAGAAGGAACCACAAGCAGACGUGCGGAGUGGAAAAUCCUUUUUGUCUGUUUAUGCAUUUCUUUUUUUUUUACAUUUAAAUACAACUGAAUGAAAGAGCAAAUAGAGUUCAUCACAGAACCGUGGAUUUUUCAUCGUGUAUGAUGAAUGGAUAGAAACUCAUCAUCCUGCAUUCUGACACAGAACGGCAAAUAGGCAGAGAAAAAAAAGAGAAGAAAAGUAAAUCGAUCGUAAAAGCUCAUUUGCGGAAACAUUCGUGCUGAAAAUCUCUUAAACCUGACUUGAAUUAUUGCACACGUUUUUUGGAUAAAAACCGACAUCCCCGAGGCCACCGACGUUCACCUUAUCAUUUGUUGCAUAGCCUUUGAAUGAAAACCCCUGGCAGACAAAAAACGUUUCUUCCGGUCUUCUCUCGUGCAAAGAGUAGAGACGAUCGGCGACGUGUUCGUCUUCAUCUAUUUGACGGAAUAAAGUUCGCAAUUAACUCGACUUGUAAAAGCGAGAUCCUGUUAAUUGAGUUAAUCUGUCCUGCGGCGCCAUCUAUAAAGCGUACAACCCUCUAGAUUCUGUUUCACUCCUCUUCAAAAAAAAAAAAAAAAAAAAAAGAUUUUUGAUCCAUUUG
Messenger RNA from Silurus meridionalis, 5548 nucleotides. It is a transcript of the gene grin3bb, whose product is annotated as glutamate receptor, ionotropic, N-methyl-D-aspartate 3Bb. Gene Ontology annotation, biological process: modulation of chemical synaptic transmission; monoatomic ion transport; ionotropic glutamate receptor signaling pathway. The record is from RefSeq and is a predicted model, not a curated record. NCBI's taxonomy places the organism in Eukaryota, Metazoa, Chordata, Actinopteri, Siluriformes, Siluridae. Bases 195 to 3560 code for a protein of 1121 amino acids. The transcript is spliced from 9 exons. Gene Ontology annotation, molecular function: NMDA glutamate receptor activity; transmitter-gated monoatomic ion channel activity involved in regulation of postsynaptic membrane potential. Gene Ontology annotation, cellular component: plasma membrane; postsynaptic membrane.